Molecule: messenger RNA, 2071 nt
Organism: Lucilia sericata (common green bottle fly)
Lineage: Eukaryota; Metazoa; Arthropoda; Insecta; Diptera; Calliphoridae
Gene: SCCRO3
Product: DCN1-like protein 3
Exons: 5
Coding region: 934-2046 (370 amino acids)
Biological process (GO): positive regulation of ubiquitin-protein transferase activity; protein neddylation
Cellular component (GO): ubiquitin ligase complex
Molecular function (GO): cullin family protein binding; ubiquitin-like protein binding; ubiquitin conjugating enzyme binding
Source: RefSeq, a predicted model, not a curated record
CAUUGGAGUUUGUAUAAAAAAGAAUAAAUACAUAUUUUUUGUUUUAUUUUCACAACACUGGUGUAAAAGAUAUUGUAUUAAAAUUUUAAGAAAUUAUUUGCUGCUGGUCAAACGAAUAUUUAAAAAGAAUAAAUUCAUGUUAAUAUUUCUUCCUUGGUAAAAUGAAAAGAAAACAAAGAACAUAGAAAUUUAAAUAAUUGAAAUAGAACGAAACAUAAUAAAAAUCAUGGUGCAAGUGUGUGUGCGAUAUUUAUGAAAAUUUUUCUGAGAAAAAUCCUUGAAAAUUAAGAAAAACUUCAUUGACACAAAGGAAUCAUUCUGUUCAUGCUUGAAAGACUUUUGAAGGCAGGAAUAAUGCCUCAAAGAACUUUUAAAAGAAAAAUUAAAUUUUAGAGUGAAAAUCAUCAACAGCAUAACACACACACACUUUAAAAUCGGAGCAGAAGAACAAGAAGAAGCUGAAAACAAUUGUGGAGAAGAAAGAACAAGAGACUUGAAGAAAAACUAAACCAUCCCCAACUCACACUCAAACACACACACAGGAUAAUGUAGGUCUUAGAAACGUAGUGCCAAUUCAACAAACAACCAAACGAAACGAAAAUUAUUCUAAAAUUUUUUUCAUCCUUCAGAGAAAAUCUAAUUCUCACAUCAAUGUCUCCUUCCUCUUUUUCAUAACAUUUUAAGAAUUUUUAUCAAAUUACGAAAAGUAUUAAAUCGCUUUGAGUACAUUUAUAAAACAAAAUAAGUAGUAAUAAAAACCAAAUAUAUUUUAACAACUGCCACAACAAUUUCCCCCCAUUACGAGUAAGUUAUUAAUAAAUGAAGUAUAUUUGCUAAACAUUGUAAAAGAAAUAUACAAACAGAACAACUCAAAAGGAACUAGCUAAUUUGUUAGAGCUUUUAGCUGUCGUUUCGUUUUCUUGCUUUCCCGCUAUGGGAAACUGCCUGAAAUGCUUCCAAUCAAGCACAGAGCAUACGUCGGCUACAUUGGGUAGUGGCGCUGCUACUGCAACUUCCUCAUCUGCACAAUCGGUCGGACAUACUACACAUCUUGUGGACGGUCGAUACACCGGUAUAUCGUUGAACAUAAAUGCCAAUGAAAAUCAUCAUCAGCAGCAGCAACAUCACCAACACAUACCACAUCAUCAAAUGCAUACAGCAAGAGGAGGUACUUUCUAUAAGGAAAGAUCUCAUGAAACUGACGAACUGCUCUCUACUAGAAGUCCACUCAAACCAGCAAACCAUUGUGAUACAAAACGUAGUAGUUUUAAGAAAUCAUUAGUACUGCUUAAUGGUAAUGCCGCAGCCAUGAGCGAAAUAAUAGCUACGGUUAAAGAAACCUCGGAAGUGUCCGAUAAUACUUUAAAUAAAUUAUUUGAAGAAUAUAAAGAACCCGACGAGGACAUGAUAUUAGCCGAGGGUAUUGAAAGAUUAUGUCGUGAUCUCAAUUAUCAACCAGAUGAAUUUGCCAUACUGGUGCUAGCCUGGUGCUUAGAUGCUUCGCAAAUGUGUCGUUUUACACGUACGGAGUUUAUAGAAGGACUACAUAAAAUGAGAGCUGAUACAAUUGAAACAAUACAUAUAAGACUGGAGCAGACAAUCGAAACGCUAAAAGUAGAUGCGGAAUUGUUUAAACAAUUAUAUCGAUUUACUUUUAGAUUCGGUUUGGAGCCAGAUCAACGUAUUCUAUCAUUAGAUAUGGCCAUUUCAUUAUGGAAAUUAGUUUUCACCGUACAUACACCAGAUUUACUAAGUAAAUGGAUACAUUUCUUAGAGCAACAUCCUAGUAUAAGAGGCAUUCCAAAGGAUACAUGGAAUAUGUUUUUAAAUUUUUCCGAACAGUGUGAUAUCAAUAACUACGAUGAUACCGAAGCUUGGCCCAGUCUAUUCGACGAUUUCGUUGAUUAUGAAAAAUCACGUUUAGAAACGGGCGCUACAGACACGCUAGCAGCCACUACACUAACACACGAUGAUGAUAAUAACAAUGAUGAUCCUCUACAGCAGAAACAAACUCAUGAUAAUACAAGCUCAAUGAAUGUAUUAUAGUAUUAAGAAAACAUUUUCAUUUUAA